Messenger RNA from Komagataella phaffii GS115, 369 nucleotides. RefSeq lists its product as uncharacterized. Gene Ontology annotation, biological process: chromatin remodeling. The transcript has a single exon. Lineage: Eukaryota; Fungi; Ascomycota; Pichiomycetes; Pichiales; Pichiaceae. The record is from RefSeq and is a predicted model, not a curated record. Bases 1 to 369 code for a protein of 122 amino acids. Gene Ontology annotation, cellular component: Ino80 complex.
AUGAGUCAAGAAGAGCUAGACAGAGUGUCGGAUAUGUUGGUAGGUCCGCUACCGUUUAAAAACCCCAACUGGCACCGGAAAAAGAAGUAUAAGCCGGCUAGACAGUUAAUCAAUGAUGAACAGAAGCGCAUCAACUCGAAAGAGAACAGAACGUUUGAUGAGGUUAACUACUUUACAGUCCAGGCACCUCCUUCUUUGAAGCCACGAAAGACGUAUUGCGACAUAACGGGGCUCCCUACCAGCUACCGUGCUCCUCAUAGCCAGAUAAGAUUCUACAACAUGGAGGUUUACGAGGUGGUGAAAAAUAUGGCCUCUGGUGUAGAUCAACAGUACCUUGGGUUGAGAGGAGCAAAUGUCGUUCUGCGGUGA